AUGGCCGAACAUUCCACCCAUAUUCGACACGUACUCCUUUACGAGUUCGAACCUGGCGAUCCCGCUGCUAAAGCCCACCGAAACUUAAGUCAUGUAUUCGGCACUGAAGUCCCUUCUGAGCGGUCUGUGGGCGCCUGUUUCCAGCACUUCAAAGCCGGAAACAAGAAACUCGAAGAUGAGCCUCGCUCUGGUCGACCCACUGCAAUAUCGUUCGUCGAACUGAAGAAUCUGGCAGAGCAGCAUCCAUAUGAAGAUGUGCAGUAUUUUGCUGCCAGUCUUGGCUGUUCGCUGUCCAUCGUGAGCAAUGGACUGCGAUCUCUCGGAAUGGUGAAAUAG
Messenger RNA from Necator americanus (New World hookworm), 336 nucleotides. RefSeq lists its product as uncharacterized. Lineage: Eukaryota; Metazoa; Nematoda; Chromadorea; Rhabditida; Ancylostomatidae. The transcript has a single exon. Gene Ontology annotation, molecular function: single-stranded DNA endonuclease activity; single-stranded DNA binding; histone H3K36 methyltransferase activity. Gene Ontology annotation, cellular component: nucleus; site of double-strand break; condensed chromosome. The record is from RefSeq and is a predicted model, not a curated record. Gene Ontology annotation, biological process: replication fork processing; DNA double-strand break processing; double-strand break repair via nonhomologous end joining. Bases 1 to 336 code for a protein of 111 amino acids.